Messenger RNA from Sabethes cyaneus, 4439 nucleotides. Its product is annotated as nidogen. The transcript is spliced from 10 exons. The record is from RefSeq and is a predicted model, not a curated record. Gene Ontology annotation, molecular function: calcium ion binding. Gene Ontology annotation, biological process: cell-matrix adhesion. Bases 244 to 4161 code for a protein of 1305 amino acids. NCBI's taxonomy places the organism in Eukaryota, Metazoa, Arthropoda, Insecta, Diptera, Culicidae.
GUUAAACGGUCGCAAAAUCUUCCAGUCGUGAAGUCGGUCAGUAAUACUGGAGUCGCAGCAUCCUAUUAAUAAUUUGUGCUGAUAAUGAGUUUUAAAAAUAUGGAAGUGAAUUGAUAAAGUGAAGUAGUGAAUCUCUAGUACAAAGCUGAAAGAGCGUUACCUAAUCUGGUUUAAAAGUGAAAAGAGUUUAAUGAAAUAGAAAAAUUAUAAACCAAACGAUUUUUUCCGGAAGAUUUUGCAAAAAUGUUGCCAUACAGGGCAAUACUCUACGCCCUUAUCGCUUGUUUUGGAUUAGCUGAAGGGAUCAGUUCGAGAGAUUUGUAUAGCUACAUCAAUGAACCGAGCGAAAUCCUGCCACGAGGUGAUGAAGAGUUUGCGGAGGUGAAGCUGCAGACACCAGUGCAUUUUUACAGUGAGAAAUAUGAUCACGUCUAUAUCAACACCAAUGGCAUUCUUACGUUCGGUUCCGAGUUCCAGAACUACCUGAACCUACCGUUUCCGAUUGAGUAUCCCUCGAUUGCUCCGUUUUACGCCAACGUGGACACAACACUGCCCAACGAUACGGCUGCUAUCGUGUACUUCCAAUCGCAGGACGCCGAACUGCUGGAGCAGGUAAGCGAUCUUGUGCGAAGCGCCUUCAGCGAUGCGGUAGAUUUCGAGGCUAACCAGGUGUUUGUCGCGACUUGGGAGCACGUUGGGCAUUUCAACAUGAAGAACGAUAUUACAAACUCCUUUCAAGUUGCCCUCAUUCUGAGUGAUGAGGAAUCGUACGUACAGUUUUUGUACCCGGAAGGUGGUAUCAACUGGGUUCAAGGAGAUACCGGUGAGUCGGGUCUGCCUGAUGUGCGCGCCCAAGCCGGAUUUAUAUCUGAAGAUGGGAGGUACUUUCCGCUACAGGGUUCAGGAACAGAUAAUAUAAGACAUCUGACUGUUUCAUCCAAUGCCGGUGAACCGGGUACAUGGUUGUUCAAAGUGGGUCCACUGGAUCAGGAACAAAAUGUUCAGGAGCCAAAUCUUCUAGACAACGGAGCUACACAUGAGCCACGAACUUGUGCCGAGGGUGGACACUUCAAGUGCCAUUCGGCAGCUACGUGCACCGACACUAGAACCGGCUACUGUUGUUCUUGCAAAAACGGAUACUAUGGAAAUGGGUUCAGCUGCGUGAAAAAUGAUGUUCCGUUGCGAGUUGUCGGAGCAGUGAAAGGUACUUUAAAUCACUGGACUAUCGAUACUCAAAUGCAAUCGUAUGUUGUAAUGUCGGAUGGCCGAACGUAUACUGCCUUAAGCCCACUGGAAGAUGAUAUCGGUACGAGCUUACAGUUGGCCUACACAAUUGGUUCUAGUAUUGGAUGGCUGUUUGCGAAACCCAUCGGAAGUGUGCUGAAUGGAUAUCAAGUGACGGGUGGGAAAUUCAAUCAAACCACAACGAUCCACUUUAAGGAAAGCGAGGAUAAUCUUCGGAUCGACCUUCGAUUCAACGGAUUGAAUUUGUGGGAUCAGCUUUCCGUGGAUAUUAACGUAGAAGGGCACGUGGCUCCGAUCGCAUUGCGGGAUAAACUGCAGAUCGAAGAUUACUCAGAAAUCUUCCAAAAGGCCAGCCGAGAUCGCUUCGAGGCGUAUACCGUUCACUCGGCGUACGUUCCUUCGGAGGAGCGCGAUAUACCUUUUACCAUCCAUCAGGUCAUCUCAUUCGAACCCUGCAGAUUCUUGGACAGUAAUGAGGAUGCGACGUUCCGAACCGCUACACUGAAGACCAGCAAAAUCAAUUUGGGCUAUGAACCCAGAGAGAAGGCUAUUCGUAUGGGAAUGUUGAGCAAAAUUACGUCAGGGGAAAAAUUGAAUCCUUGCGACGAUUCGAACUGUGGAGACAACACGGUUUGCGUACCGAAUGGGGAUGAUUCCUACGAUUGCAAUUGUAAGAACGGCUUUACGUACGUACCGUACGUGACCACUAACAAUGACCGUGUUAACUGUGUCGAUAUUGAUGAAUGUUCCGGUGUCAAUAUUUGCGACGAAAAUGCCGAAUGUAUCAACGAACCGGGUGGCUACAAGUGCAACUGCCACGCAGGAUACGAAGGCAAUGGAUACCAGUGUGAUGCGAUUGACCUUCGAUCAACGGCUCCGUCCUUUAUAGUUCCCACACCGCCAAACACAUAUUACGAGAUCGAAACACCGACCUCCGUCAAGAAUGAAACUGACCAAUGUGAGCAUUGCUCGGAGUAUGCCGAUUGCAUCAACGGACAGUGCCAUUGCAGACAAGGAUACGCUGGAGACGGAUUCGUUUGUGAAAACCCUUGCGAAGACGACGAACUGUGGAAUGGAGAGGCCUGUGUGAGGCAAGGAUCAACGGAAGAGUAUGAGAUCGCACCAUUCUGUACCGCGCAGGGAUGCACAUGUCCCACGGGAUACACGCUAAUUGAAUAUGCAUUCGAUCAGAUUUGUCGCCUCAUCGAGGCACAACCGGAUGACCAACAUUUGCCUUCAUGCGAUGUGGAAAAUCACUGCAGUCCCUUUGCGAACUGCGAAUGGAGCGAACAGCAAUAUCGGUAUGAAUGUGUCUGCAAUCCCGGCUACGACGGCAAUGGAUACAGCUGUAUCGAAAAGGAAGUGUCCUGUCUUGAUGAAGAAGAUAUCUGCGACCAGCAUGCAUCUUGCAAUUACAUCGUGAGCUUGAAAAAGUCCCUUUGCGUGUGUAAUAAGGGUUACGAGGGAGACGGACGCAGCUGUCAACUUACAGCGGAAUGUAGCGCGCACGAAGACUGUGGAAUGCAUUCCGAAUGCGUUGACGGAGUCUGCGUUUGUCAGGAAGGGUUCGAGCGGGAUAUUUCAGACUUCUGCGUACGGGCAGGAUCUUGUGGUGGAGCUUACUGCGCAGAGAAUGCCAUCUGCAAGUGGGAUCACCAGCAAGGAAUCCCCUAUUGUCAUUGUCCGGAAGGACAUGUUGGGGACGGAGUUAUGCAGUGCAAAUCGAUUCCUCCACCCUGUAACAUACGCAAUAACUGCGGCUUGCAUGCCACUUGUGGACCUAAUUUCAGAGAACCAUCCAAGUAUGAGUGCUCAUGCAAUCCAGGAUUCUUUGGGGAUGGAUUCGUUUGUACCCCCGAGCGUAACUGCGCCAACAUACCUAGCUUGUGUGACCCAAGUGCCAGGUGUGUCUCGACGACUAUUGGAUAUCAGUGCAUAUGCAAUGAAGGCUUCAUCGGAAACGGAACGGUCUGUAAAACUGCACCGCGCUUGGAUUCCGGUUUCCUUCUAAUCAGUCAAGGGGUAGCCACUGUAAAGCUGCCUUUCUCCGGCAUGCGUGGUGUUCCGGUUACUAUGGCUUAUAUGGUAAUCGGUGUUGAUAAAGACUGUGCAGAAGGUCGGAUAUAUUGGAGUGAUAUUUCAGCCAAACAGAUCUUUAGCUGCAAAUACGACGGCACGGAUCGUAAACCAUUCAUCACAAAGGAUAUAAUCUCCCCGGAAGGUGUAGCCGUCGAUUGGAUAUCUCGCCGGCUCUACUGGACUGAUUCGGCCAAGGAUACUAUUGAAGUUGCUAGCUUGGAGAAUCCCGACUUGAGAGCAAUAAUUGUUUCAAAAUAUUUAGUCAACCCUAGAGGCAUAGCUGUCGAUCCUCAUCAAAGCAAGUUAUACUGGUCGGAUUGGAAUCGUGAGGGCCCAAAAAUUGAGUGGUCCAAUCUGGACGGCACUGAGCGACAAGUGCUGGUUAGUGGACCACAGGUUGCAUUGCCGAAUAGCAUCCAAGUGGCCCCAGGAUCAGGUGAAUUAUGCUACGCAGAUGCGGGAACCAAAAAAGUCGAGUGUGUUGACACCUACACCAAGCAGAUUCGAACAGUAGCCAGCAACUUGUCGUAUCCGUUCGGUUUGGCCGUCACUGAUGACCAUUUCUACUGGACAGACUGGACCACGAAAAAGGUAGAAUCCAUCAAUGCUUAUGGUGAACGUCAGAAGGGAAUUCCGUCACCGGUUUUUGGCAGCCAUAAAAUGUACGGUAUGACAGCGGUCACCGAUAAGUGUCCCUUAUUCCACAGUCCAUGCGUGAUUAACAAUGGCGACUGUCCGGAGAAAAGAAUUUGCCUGACGAAUCCGAGAGCACCCUCCGGAAGAGGCUGUAAGUGUGCCGACGAUAACAAUUGUAACGACGUAAUUUUAGAUUAUUAGACUUAACGGUAGGUUCUUUAAGAAUCAAUCAGCCAUAUGUCAUAGCUGAUAAAAACAAGCCUACAAGCCACAAGCCGCUACAGGUGGUUAAAGCAUUUACAUGAUCAUUUAAAUCAUUUAAAUAUGUUUACUCCCCGUCAAAGUUGAUUAUGUAAUUUUCAAUACAUAUGCAAACUACAUUUUGCAUCACGAAAGUUGGUUUCUGCGUAAGUGAUAAAAGCUUUGGAAGUAGAAUUAAGACAUUUUGCUGCAUGACAACAAUAAAAUAAACGUAUUGA